AUGCCUUCUUCGAGCACACAAGCUGCCUGUUCGUCAUCUUAUUCUUGUCCAGAUUAUGCGGACGCCUUUGCUCAGCAUGAAACAGGGUUGGUACAGACCUGGAGGCGGGCUAUUGAGGCAGCGGCUCAUUCUGCUGGAUAUGUUGCUCAAUAUAUCGGUUUUAUUUUCCUUUGUAGUGGAGUGUCAGGAUUAACAGCAAAUAUUGUUCAAACAAUACGGAAAAAGCUAGGCAGUCCAAUUCAGAAUGAGGAGAUUGGAGGUGCUGAUGUCUCCAGCAAUCCAGAGUAUCAUGGCUCUGUUUUACAGUGUUUCAAGGAAAUUGCAAGGGGCAAUCACUACAAUGAUGUUAAUUCUCUUGCACUGAAGAUUAGUAGACGAAGACUAGCACUUACAAAUUGGGAAAAGGGUGGUCUUAUUGGAAAAGGUUCAUUCGGAUCUGUAUACAAAGGAUCUAAUGAAAAGGGAUCAUUUUUUGCUGUGAAGGAAGUUUCGCUUAGUAAUAAAAGAAGUCUAGGCCCUCUCCGGAACGAGAUUUCUAUAUUGACAGGUUUGGAUCACGAAAACAUAAUUCAGUAUUAUGGAACAUACGAGGAUGAAGAAAAGCUUUGUAUUUUUCUAGAGCUUGUAAGUCAUGGCACCCUUGAACAAGCAUAUAAGAAUUGCCCUUUCAAGGAAUUCCAAGUUUCUCAUUAUACUCGACAGAUAUUGCAAGGUCUGAAGUAUCUUCAUGGUUGUAAUGUGAUUCAUAGAGAUCUUAAAUGUGCAAACAUACUGGUGACCGAGUUUGGAAACAUAAAACUUGCUGAUUUUGGUCUGUCGAAAUGCAUGGAAGAUGGUCAGUCUUUGAAGCCUGGCUCGAGAAGUUCAUUAUGGAUGGCUCCGGAAGUUGCCAAUCCUAAAAGUGGCGGGUAUGAUUUUCGAGCUGAUACAUGGAGCCUUGGAUGCGCUGUGGUGGAAAUGUCGACCGGAAAGUCUCCACAGUAUAAUGUCAGGGAUGCCUUGGCCUUAGAACGUGCAAUUAGAAAGGGCACAGGACCUAUUAUUCCUAAUUCUCUCUCACAUACUUUGAAGGACUUCAUCAAUAAAUGCCUGCAGCCCGAUCCAAAUAAGCGUCCAACUGCUGCCGAGCUUUUAGCUCAUCCUUUCGUGAAUGAAUCAUCUUGCACGCAACCUGAUCUUAGCGAAUUGCUGUUCGGUGAAAGAUUAACCUUUAACAUUUUUUUCUCAAAUCUUAUAUAUUGUAUUAUGAACUUGGAUUCUAAAUCUGUGAGUUCAACCUUUUAGUUUUGAUGAAUCUGUACUCUGUGCUGUUGAGCAUUCCCAGCUGUACUCAAUGAAGUUGGUUAGAUGUACUAAUCAGGAUGCUCAUACUUUAAGCAAACUGGCUAUUAGCUCAGAUCAGCAGCAAA
Molecule: messenger RNA, 1409 nt
Organism: Populus nigra (black poplar)
Lineage: Eukaryota; Viridiplantae; Streptophyta; Magnoliopsida; Malpighiales; Salicaceae
Product: mitogen-activated protein kinase kinase kinase 1b-like
Exons: 4
Coding region: 1-1284 (427 amino acids)
Biological process (GO): protein phosphorylation
Molecular function (GO): protein kinase activity; ATP binding
Source: RefSeq, a predicted model, not a curated record